Molecule: messenger RNA, 480 nt
Organism: Carassius gibelio (silver crucian carp)
Lineage: Eukaryota; Metazoa; Chordata; Actinopteri; Cypriniformes; Cyprinidae
Product: C-C motif chemokine 28-like
Exons: 3
Coding region: 33-317 (94 amino acids)
Biological process (GO): immune response
Cellular component (GO): extracellular region
Molecular function (GO): chemokine activity
Source: RefSeq, a predicted model, not a curated record
CUCUGUUCAUUCACACUCAAUGCUGUUCAACCAUGGAGCUCAAAGCAACGUCUGUGCUGCUGCUCGUCUGCAUCACCUUCAUCAUCCUCACCAGCACUGAAGUGGAUGCCGUUCCCAGUUGUUGUCUGAAAGUUUCAAAGCGCAUCCGUAAAGACCAGAUCCGUUUGGCUUACAAACAUGAGAUCCAGCACAGAUCUGGUGUCUGUGACAUCGAUGCCGUGAUAUUAUACGUCGGAAAGAAGCGAAUCUGUGCUGAUCCCAGAGUCUUGAUUCACAUGGGGAUACCCAAGAGGAGUCACAAACCCAAACGGAUUUAAGCAAAGACUGAAUAAACAUCAUCAUCUGUCUUAUAAUGCAUGAAUACCGGCAGUUUCAGUACUUAUAGAUUGCAUGUUUUAAAAGUCCUUUUUUAUCUCUAAAAUGUAUUGUAUAUAAUCUUUGUAUGCUCUGCUUUUUAAUGCAAUAAAAUGUAUUUUUCGA